Messenger RNA from Agelaius phoeniceus (red-winged blackbird), 1202 nucleotides. Lineage: Eukaryota; Metazoa; Chordata; Aves; Passeriformes; Icteridae. The record is from RefSeq and is a predicted model, not a curated record.
CCAGCACCCACCGUGAUGGGGCUGCCCAUCCCAAGGGCUUGGGGACCCCAAAAGAGCAAAAUGGCAGCAGGAUCUGGCCCACAUAUCUCUUCCUCUUUUUCAGCUGUUGCCAUACUGGGGAAGAAGACAGAGACAGAGACACCUCCCAGGAUAUUCUUUGGCUGUCCCCCCACUGUCCCCCAGCUUGCCCAGAAGUAUGAUCCACAGAAGGAGGCUGAGCUGCGGACGUGGAUCGAGAGCGUGACAGGAAAACAGAUUGGACCUGACUUCCAGAAGGGGCUGAAGGAUGGGGUGAUCCUCUGCGAGCUCAUGAACAAGCUGCAGCCCAACUCAGUGAGGAAGAUCAACCACUCGGCUCAGAACUGGCACCAGCUUGAGAACCUCUCCAACUUCAUCAAGGCCAUGGCCAGCUACGGUAUGAACCCCGUGGACCUCUUUGAAGCCAAUGACCUUUUUGAGAGCGGGAACCUGACGCAGGUGCAGGUGUCACUGCUGGCCCUGGCGGGAAUGGCCAAGACGAAGGGGCUGCAGAGCGGGGUGGACAUCGGCGUGAAGUACUCGGAGAAGCAGCAGAGGAAUUUUGACGAGGCCAAGAUGAAGGCUGGGCACUGUGUGAUCGGGCUGCAGAUGGGCACAAACAAGUGUGCCAGCCAGUCUGGCAUGACUGCCUAUGGCACCCGGAGGCACCUCUACGACCCCAAAAAUCAGAUCCUGCCACCCAUGGACCACUCCACCAUCAGCCUCCAGAUGGGCACUAACAAGUGUGCCAGUCAGGUGGGCAUGACAGCUCCGGGCACCAGGAGACACAUCUACGACUCCAAGAUGGGGACAGAGAAGUGUGACAACUCCUCCAUGUCGCUGCAGAUGGGCUCCAACCAGGGCGCCAACCAGAGCGGGCAGGUCUUUGGCCUCGGCCGCCAGAUCUACGACCCCAAGUACUGCCCCCAGGGCAGCCAGGGCGAGGUGGCCAACGCCGCCGGGGAGCAGAGCGGGGACCCGCCCGGGUACCACCACUACCGCGAGGAGGAGGAGGAGAGCUACUGAGCGGGACGGCUCCGCCCCAGCCGCACCAUCUCAUCAACAGCCACAUUCCAGCCUCCAACUUUCAUCAUUCCCUCUUUUCAAACUCUUUUUUUUUUUUUUUUUUUAACUUUGGAAAUGGAUCUAUUUUUCUGAGCAAGGAAAUAAAGACCCUGUUUGUA